GCUUGCGACAUGCACCCCUGCUUGAAUAUCGAUGAGAUUUUCCAGAAUAUCUUAGAACACAUCGAGGAAAGACUGACCUUUUACGCUUUAACCCUGGUGUGCCGCACGUUUCUGGAGCCAGCGAACAACAGGCUGUGGAUGGAUCUGCCCGGUCUGGGUCCCUUGGUAAAGUGCUUGCCAGACCACUUGAUAGGCCCAAGCGAACUUGUUGACUUCAUCUUGACUAUCAUCAAACCCCCGCUGCCAGCGGAAUGGCAUAGAUUCCAGCACCACGCUCACCGUGUCAAGUCUCUUUAUGUCGAUUGCGAGGAAUAUAGCGGUUUUGCAGUAGAUGGGGUCGCACUGGAGAUGUUGGCACAGCACCAUCCUGGUCCCGUCCUGCCGAACGUUGCACGUGUUGCCUGGCACAGCUGGGCCUUCGCGGAGUAUGCCCCGCUUUUCAUCCAAAAUACGCUGAUAACCCUCGAGUUUAUUCCGACGAUGCCCAUAGACAACCUCUGUCUUGUUCUCAAACAUGUGGAGAUGAACGCACCCCAUCUCAAGGUGCUGGAACUUUACGAAGAAGCACAUGAGGCGCUGGAGGACCUCGACGUUGAAUUCGCUCGCACGAUAAUUUCCCUAAAAUAUUUGACCAGACUUGACUUCGAUCACGUCCCACUUCUGUUUGGCGCUUUCAUACACCUAUCGCGACUGCCACACCUCGCUUCCCUGUCAAUGCUUCUCAUCGAGAACAGCUACGACGCAUGGUGCUCUUCUGCAUGGGGAGGCUUUCCUGCAUUGAAAACUCUUUCGCUCAUGUCCACCGAAACCGUGAACGGCAUUUCCUCCUCCACGUCGCUCCUACAGGCAAUGCCUGGAUCAAACCUUACCCGCCUUGACAUCUUCGAGAUGUCACCACCAACGCAUAUCG
Phanerochaete carnosa HHB-10118-sp is the source of this 910-nucleotide messenger RNA. RefSeq lists its product as uncharacterized. The record is from RefSeq and is a predicted model, not a curated record. The transcript has 2 exons. The annotation marks the transcript as partial. Lineage: Eukaryota; Fungi; Basidiomycota; Agaricomycetes; Polyporales; Phanerochaetaceae.